GGUCUCCCGCGAGUGUGUGUCAAGUAUUGUACAGUAGUGCCAAUGUCAAUGCCUUCCAGCCACGAUAGCUGAAAAAAUGUUUCUGACUACUGUAGUCCUCUGCGUGCUAUUCACUGAUCCAGCGAUAGCUCUGCCAACAGAGGGUGAAAAUGUUACUUCAAGCGACAGUCAAACUGCUUCUGUCAAAGAAGUUUCACAACCGCCAAUGACUGUGCAAAAUGCUGCUCCUCAAGAGUACAUUCCACCCAACUAUUAUACAUUUAACAAAGGUGAACCAUUUUAUGUAGAAAAAGAUCCCUUGACAGGAGCAAUUGAUUUCAACAGGAAAACCACUCCCAAAAAUACUGAGAAGGUAGAAUCGUAUACGUCUUCAGCCCUCACUAAUGAAAAAGAUAAUCCUGCUGAAAGUGACUACUUUUAUGAUGAUCAAGACUUUACAGAAGAUGGGAUUGAUAGAAAAGACGGAAAUAUUGAGGGUUCCAACAAAUAUCGCCCCAAUGAUAUCCUUCAGAAUCCAUAUAAAAUUUCCCCAGACUUGCAUCAGUUUUUAAACUUGCCAGUUCAUUACAGUUCAAGUGAUAAAUUUCCUCUAAUAUCAAGCUCUUAUGCAAACACCAAGGUCCAAGGGACUGGAAGUUCUACAAGCUACAGUAAUCAUAAAUAUGUGAAGACAUCGUCGACUCAAUCCCCUUCUUAUUACACGAUGCCAACUACUAAAUACACAACUUUGAAGCCUAUUCAAUAUUCAACUACAACCAUAAGGCCCUCGACAGCAAAGCCAACCUCUACUACAACUGAAGAAGAAGAAUAUGAAAAUACAGAUUACAAUGAGUAUGAAGAAGAUACUGGAGCUGCUCAAGAUAAUCAAGCAGUACCAAGCGAAUACAAUACAUAUAGACCAGAAACGGUUAAAUAUACAGUUACAACUUACAGACCAACUACCUUCCGCUUUACCACUACAACUACAACACCAAAACCAAGCUCUGAAUCUCCAACUACAGAAAAACAAAAACAACAAGUGAGCAUUGUCACUUCCUUGCCUUUGGAUGUUUAUUAUUCAACGUCCCAAGAGCAGACAACAGCAUCAUCAGUUUUAAAUGCAGCACCUUCAACACAAACCCCAACCAAUAUCACUAAUGGUUCCAAAUCAAACCAUACAUCAGAAUCACCAAGCAAACAUUCACCAGAGCCAAACAAGAUUGGUAGUAUUCCUAACUAUAACAUACCUUCGGAGGAAAUCUAUCACAGUUUAGGAGAAGAGCCAUUUAGACCAAUUUUUGGUCCUAUUAAGAUAACAGCUGACACCAAAAAUGAAGGGGAAAAUCAAAUAGUUAAGAAUGAUUUUCCUAAACAUAAGCCUGAAGGGAUAAAUGAGUUUCAAAGAUUGCCGUCCCAUCAAAACAUCAGACCAGUUCCUCCAACACUACUACCCCAGAUGGAGCCACCGAGACCUGAUGCACCUCUAUCAUACUUUCCUGAACAACCAAAUAAGCUAAGACCAUUUCAACAACUACCAAAUAAUUUUGCAGAAACUGCCGGCCAGAAUCCAAUAAAUAGGCCAUCUCUUGGCAAUAUUUAUGAAAGACCGCCCCCACCACCCUACCUCAUCAAAGAUCCCAUUAAUCAUCCAGAUUUUUCACAUCCAGGUGUUCAGCAUAAUAACCAAAAUAACCAUCCAGUUUAUGAAGGUAGACCAUCUGAAAGACCCAUUCCUAGUGUGAAGCCUCGACCACCAGCAGAUAUAGGACUACCUAAUAAAUCAAACUUUAAAGUACCCAGUAAAAUUGACAGUCAUUUUAUCAAAGUGACUCCUGACCAAGAGAAUCCCAGUUACUCACUUCAAACUUCUUUCUCCAUUGGUGUCCCAGCCCCAGCAGGUCAAGAACCGUUUGAAAUUCAGAAAGGUCAAGGAGUUGGACAGGUGCUCUUUCCUGAUAAUACUCCAGCAGAAACAAAUCCAUCAGAAGCAAAUUCUAACUUUCCAGCCCAACUUCUCCGUCCUCCAAAUAAUAGGGCACCAGUUCAGAGCUACCAACCAAAUAAACCUGGAUACAGACAACCGAUUCAAAUACAGGCCCGACCCCCAGUACACAGACUGCCAAAUGAUGACCCACAGCCACCUAAUGGUGAAGUAGAUCUGUAUCCCCGACCCCAUUGGGAAAAUCACAAUAAACUAGUUUAUAGCCCUGUACAAAAUGUGAUUCCUAAAAAAGAAAUUGUUCUUCCUCAGAACUAUCCAGGUCUAAGCAGAGGUAAACCAGAAAACAUACAAAGACCUGACUUGCCCAAUAUUUUACCACAGUUCAGACCAAAUGCAAAAGUAGGUCACGUAGAUUACCGACAGCCACUGAUUCCUGGAGAAAUACCGAGGGAGCCAUUGGACACACUUCAACCUCCACCUCUUCCAAAACCUCAACAUUUAAGAAUAAAUAGAAAUGAUGAUGAAUCGGAGAUAGAUAGAGAAAUAUCUUCUGGGGAAAUGAGAGCUGAACCUGUCGUUAAUAGAAGAUCUGGAGCUCAGUUUCCUCGUGUGACUACACUCCAAAUGAUGCAACAGAACCCUCACAAGAAGACUGGAGUUCGCUUGGAUGGAUUGGAAAACAGACAAUCAACAGAAAAAAAUAAGCCUGUUUUUCUAGUAUAUCCAAGUGCUCAUGGAAUGGCUCAAAAGCCAGAGCCUGAGGAAGUAGUUGUUAUAGGAACUCGUGCACAAAGACCUUUACCUCCUGCAAAUUUGGAAAAAGACGAUCUUGAUUCCUUCCCUCUAGACGAUAACAAAAACUUUCCCAUCCCUGAUCUAGAUAGAGUAGACACACCGAUACUGAAAACAAAAGUGCCAUCAAAACCAUUAAUCAAGCAUGAUUUUCCUUACCCCAUCGUUAAACCCAUAGCAAAUGAUAUACCUGAAGAAAGAAUAUUAUCAUCCGGCUCCAAUAUAAAAGAGUACACUGCUUUUAGUCCAACUCCUGCCAGUAGUACAGAAGAAAUUAAAGAUCAUGACUCAGAAAUAAAUAUCAUACCUUACUUACAAGAUUAUAUGCCUUUUGCCACAAAGAAACCACAGGUUAUGAUUAAAUCACCGUCCUUUAUUAAAAAGGAUUCCAAAAUUUCCCAAAAGCCAGUAUCAACAAACAACGUAAUUUCAACAACACUGAACAAUAGUUUAGCAACAACUUCACUGAAAAAUACAACAGAGAAAGCUGGUGAAAAACAGACAGAAAAUCUGGAGAAAAACGGUUCAGAAAUGACAGUGUCAGCCACAAUGUACACCCAACAGAGACCAGCAAACCACAAAGUUCCAGUUACGUACACACCGUCUGAACCACAACCACUUGGCUUCCAGGCACCUUUCAUGGCAAGUCAAAGUGGUCCUGAGAGCCAGGGCUGGAUGGUAGUCACAGACAAGAACUUAAAGCCUGCCGGGGAGGCACAAGAGGAGUCCAACAACACUGACACUGAUGGCAACAAGUUUGACAUUGAAAACUUUAAGCCACAGUUAUUUGGAGGUUUUAAACCAAUUUUGCCAUCCUCAGGAGAUGAAUCAGAUGUGAGUGUUUCGAUCAAAGACAAGGAUGUAUUGUUGAGUAAAGGAGAUAGAGAAGAAAGGGCACUAUAAUUUAAUCUCUCUUAUGUUGAAAAAUCCAACUCUAAUUGUAUAUUGUUUGCCAACGAUUGUUUACUUAUCCUGAUCUUUUCAUCACCACCAUUUAAUUUUGUACUUAUUUGUUUUGUUUGUAAAUAGUUUUUUUAUAUUUCAAGGUUACAUUGCAAGCAGUUACUUUGCUAAGAUAUUUUUUCCUCUUCAGAGGUAAAAACAAGGACUACAGAAUGUGCUGUAUCAAUGAGAAAUGUGAUAUAGGAUACUUCCUUUAGAAAACCAAACUAAAACUCACUAUAUUGAGGUUUUGGCCAGCAUAGAAAGUUAUUAUUAAGAAUUGUAAAAUGUGCAGCUAUAGCAGUAAUAUAUAGAACAUUGUUUUAUAUAACACAUCUUUAAGUAUAGAAUAUGAUUUUUUUUUAAACCCAACUUUACACUCGAUUGUAGUUUUAGAGAUAGUUAUCAAGUAUAAUACAGUAUUUAUUUGUAAAUAUAGAGUAAGAUAAUGAUAUUUAUUUUAUUUAUUUCUAUGUUAUAGGUUUAUAUUCAUAUUUGAUGAUAAAUAAUUGAUAUGUGAUAAAUAAUAGAAAGCUCAGUUUUUCAUCACUUAACUCACUUAGCUGCAGGAAUGAAGGAAAACUAAAAAAUCCUCUAUUAUAUGAAUAUUUGUUUGGGGACAAACAUCUUUUUCAUAUCAUAUAUAGCGUGCAUUUGUAAGACUAUGUCAAUAAAUGUACUUGAAAACAAAAAUAAACAUUAAAGGAAUUGUUUAGUUAAUAUUGCACAAAGGAAGAUUAUAAUGUACAGAGGGAAAGUAAAAAUAAUUUAAAAUUGUGUUUAUGGGAUGAAGAAAAGGCUAAAAAUGUAUUAUUUUUAAGGUUAGAUUUUGAGGAAGAAUAUACAGUAUUGUAAAUUAAUAGUCAAACAAAUGUCUCGUAGCAAUAGCCAAAUGGGUAAAUUGGAAUCUUAUUAUAAAUCCAGUAGACGUUUAAAAAGUGUUGUUUUUUAACAGAAUUAAAUUAUGGUACUGAAGUAUAAUUUAGUUUAGGCCUACUGUAAAUAUUAUAUAUAUAUAUUAUAAUACAAAUUAUGUUUUUUACCUCUCAGAUCAAUUUAUUUAUGAUUUUAGAAGAUAGUUCUAAAGUUGUAUAAUUAAAGUUUUUUUGUAAGACUUCCUGAUUUGUUACAGUUUAUAACUAGCUUUUUGAUAUUUAUCGCAGGAGAGUAAAUAAGCGAUCCCAAGUAGAUUUUACUAUUUAUAUACCUAUAGGUACGGUAGCCCAGUCAGGCGUUGGGUUAUUUGAAUGUGCACACCUAAUACAACUCAGCGCUUUGAACAGUAAUAGCAACAUGUGUGUUCUUACAUUAGAUAUAAUUUUAAUUACUGAUUAAAUUUAAUACCGUAGCUGAGUUGAUUAAAUUACAAGUAUUGUGAAACAAACAACAAAGUUUUAUUAAUCUUGUUUCGCUCUUAAACAUUUUUUUAUAUUAACUGUAACUAAAUUUUGGUUAGCCUUAAACGAAUACCACACAGUAUGAAUGACUUGUUAUAUACAACCUAAAUAUUUAAAUAGAAAAACUUACCAGGGAUGAGUUUAUGGUAGGGUAAAUUAGAGUGGUUUAAGGUUAAUAUCAAGGGCAAGUGGGAACCGGUGGGCCCUUGUGGGAUUUCCUUGUAACAGGUUUAAAUGAUUAUUAUUUUAAUAUAUUCCUAGUCACCCUGUUCUUUUGUUUUAAGUCAUAUUUAUAAUAAAUAUUUAUUAAAUAAACAGUUAUU
Macrosteles quadrilineatus (aster leafhopper) is the source of this 5375-nucleotide messenger RNA. RefSeq names its product titin-like. Lineage: Eukaryota; Metazoa; Arthropoda; Insecta; Hemiptera; Cicadellidae. Bases 77 to 3616 code for a protein of 1179 amino acids. The transcript is spliced from 2 exons. The record is from RefSeq and is a predicted model, not a curated record.